This is a messenger RNA of Ornithodoros turicata, 2312 nucleotides long. RefSeq lists its product as uncharacterized. The transcript has 17 exons. The record is from RefSeq and is a predicted model, not a curated record. Gene Ontology annotation, molecular function: ATP binding; microtubule binding; microtubule motor activity. Gene Ontology annotation, biological process: microtubule-based movement. Lineage: Eukaryota; Metazoa; Arthropoda; Arachnida; Ixodida; Argasidae. The coding region runs from base 319 to 2223 and encodes 634 amino acids.
GCGACAUACCCUGCCUCAAGAAAACGCAGAAUACUGGUGCUAAAGGGACAUUCAGUCGUAGGCGAUGGAUAACGGACUGUAGCGGGCCGUGGUAUCCUAGACGGAAGGCAAUAGGUGGAGUUUGGGUCAGCUCGUGCGAGGAACGAGUGUAGCAUGACGUCGCAAAGCCUCUGGAUCUUAGAAAGCCGAUUUCGUAAAAAGUUCUUUCACGCUUCGACGCACUUCGCCACAGGACCAAACGCUACUGCCCCACGGACACGGUCGGCGCGGGAGGCAACUUAAUUCUGUAUCGCGGGGAGCAACCGGUUUCGCAUUUGAAUGAAUCAGCCCGGCAACCUCAUAACUUGGCCUAUGAAAAAGAAGAAUGUGCAGUUCAGACUACCCCCUGGCGGACGUGUCUUACGUCCCGUACGCGAUGAUGUCAUCUGGUCUGACAAUCGUUGCUGCUCGCCUGACUCCACUAUGUCCGACAGCAAGGAUUCUAAUGCUGCGUCAGACGCGUCAACCGUUCGAGAUGCCAGUGACUCACAGACCAGCAGAACGGAAAGGAGCAGUUCAACAAAGAGCGACGAUGUCGGCUGGUGGUCCCGUGGUGACUUCGGCUCCGCCAGGCACUCUCCGUUCCUGGAGCGACCUCUCAGUCAGCUUCAAGCGGUCAACAGACAGCUCGAACUCAAGAUAAUGCGGUGCGAAAAUCAGCUGCGUUCCUUUCGACAAGCUUGCACCGCGGCUGAGUGCACCCUCCGGGAUGAGAGGGCCCUCCACGCGAGCACUCGGCAAGAAUUAAGCCGGGUUAAGGACAGGCUCAAGUACUACACGGCUGCACGAGGAAGCCGCAGGAUGCGAAACAGCUCCAAGCCAGCUAGCAAAGCAGAGCGGGCCAAGACGAUCCGAGACGUGGGUGUGCAAGCCAACACCGUCGAUGCGACUGUAGGUAUCAUCAGCCGCCCGCUACACAGCCUCAUUAAUGAAAAGGAAACAGCCAUGGCCGUCCUUACUCGGGAGGUGAAGUUACUACAGGAAGACAGGUUAAGUGAUAUGCAGCACGCGAUGCAGGCGCAGCAGGAUCUGCAAGAGCAACUAGACAGGUUACGGCUCGAGAAGGACCAGCUACUUGACAGCUACAACACUGAAAGGACCCUCCGAAAAAAGUAUUUCCAAAUGGUGCAAGAGAUGAAAGGACAAAUCCGAGUAUACUGCAGGGUUAAACCUUUGACGGAGAACGACAUCAACAAGCAAGUGUCUAGCGCCGUCGUGCAGACAGACGACUAUACCUUGCUCGUGCAGACGCCACGUGGAGACAAGGAGUUUACCUUCGACCGAGUCUUCAUGCCCAGCCACACACAGAACGAUGUCUUCAGAGAAACUCACAGCUUGGUGGAGUGUGCCAUAGACGGAUACAAUGUGUGCAUCUUUGCAUACGGCCAAACCGGCUCUGGAAAGACGUAUACUUUACUGGGAGAGGACGGCAUCGUCCGCCGAGCCUUUCAUCGAAUUUUUCAACUGGUAGAGGAAAACAAGACAAAACAGGAAAUAAAGGUAGCAGCUACCUUUCUGGAACUUUACAACGACCGGUUGAUAGACCUGCUGAAUCCCAAAGGAUGCUUAGAGGAAAAACUGGAGAUCCGUCGUGACGCUAGUGGACAAACCCUGGUUCCUGGAGCCACCGUGGAAGCCGUUGAGAGCGCCGAUCACCUCGAGAAUUGCUUGUGUCGCGCCGAACGUAACCGACACGUGGCCGCUACACAAAUGAACGGCCACAGCUCCAGGUCGCACUUCGUGACCACCAUUCUGUUGACGUGCACCAACCACUUCAGUGGGUCCGUGCUCCGUGGAAAACUUAGUCUCGUGGACCUGGCAGGCAGCGAGCGCGGUAGCAAGAGUGGACGGGACCACGUCAAGGAGGCCAACAGCAUCAACAAGUCCUUGACUGCACUGGGUGAUGUCAUCCAGGCGUUGUGCUGCCGUCAACCACACGUGCCUUAUCGCAACCAUAAGCUGACCAUGCUCAUGCAGGAUUCUCUCGGUGGCACAGCGAAGACGCUCAUGUUUGUCAACGUCUCAUCCGCAGCUGAUAACGUCGACGAAACAAUCAACUCCCUCCUGUACGCCACUCGAGUUCGCCAGAUCACCAACCAGGUUACAAGAGCAGCAGAAACCAAGGAGAUUGCCAAACUGAAAUCAGUGAUCGCAAAACUGAAGCAAGAAAUAGGAACAUCUUGAACACGCUAUUACAGCAUCCCUUGGGCUGACGGGACGCGUAUUGCCAUCUACGUAUUUAUAUUUUUAGUAAAUGAUAAUGAAUGAAUGUA